This is a messenger RNA of Gigantopelta aegis, 1380 nucleotides long. Its product is annotated as xylose isomerase-like. Gene Ontology annotation, biological process: carbohydrate metabolic process. NCBI's taxonomy places the organism in Eukaryota, Metazoa, Mollusca, Gastropoda, Neomphalida, Peltospiridae. Gene Ontology annotation, molecular function: xylose isomerase activity. The record is from RefSeq and is a predicted model, not a curated record.
AUGUCUUCUUUUGCUCCAUCAUCAAAAAGAACACGUACCGAGGAUACCUUUGAAUGGAAGGACUCUGAUGAAUUCUUUCCAGGUAUUCCAACAAUCCCAUAUUCUCCUGAUGCACCUCCUGAUAAGAUGCUGUGUUUCCGUCACUACAAUCCAUCAGAAGUAAUCCAUGGUAAGACAAUGGAGGAUUGGCUACGAUUUUCUGCCUGCUUUUGGCAUAGUUUCAGAGGAACUGGAGCUGAUCCAUUUGGGUUUCCAACUCUUAUCCGUCCUUGGGAUGAUGGUAGUGAUACAUUGGAGAAUGCCAAACGCAGACUGAGGGCUGGCUUUGAGUUCUUCUCAAAACUGGGUUUAAAGUUUUGGACUUUUCACGACAGGGAUAUAGCCCCUAUGGGGGAAGAUCUUGAGGAGACUAACAAGAAUCUUGAUAUAAUGAGCGACUUAGCUUUGGAGCUUCAACAGAAGACGGGUGUUAGUCUCCUUUGGGCUACUAGUAACCUUUUUGCUCAUCCUAUGUAUGCUAAUGGAGCUAGUACUAACCCUGAUGCACAUGUGUUUGCAAUGGCUGCAGCUCAGGUCAAAAAAGGAAUGGAAAUUGCUAAAAAAUUAGGAGCUCAUGGCUAUGUGUUUUGAGGACGUGAAGGUUACCAGACACUACUGAACACUGAUGUUCGCAGAGAACUAGACCACAUGGGUGCCUUCUUCAAGAUGGUUGUCGAUUACAAGAAGAAAAUUGGAUUUACUGGCCAACUUCUGAUUGAACCAAAACCUAAGGAACCAACUAAACAUCAAUAUGAUUAUGAUGCUCAAACUGUUAUUAGUUUCUUGAAAACUUAUGGACUAGAUAAAGAUUUUAAAUUAAACAUCGAACCUAACCAUACUACUUUAGCUGGACAUGGUUAUGAACAUGAUGUUGUAGUUGCAUCAAAACUUGGUAUGCUUGGCUCCAUUGACUCUAACACUGGGUCUCCAGAUCUUGGCUGGGACACAGAUCAGUUUCCAAUGGACAUUAAAAACACUGCUCUUAUUAUGAAAGCUAUCAUAGAACAAAAUGGAUUGGCUCCAGGGGGACUGAAUUUUGACUGUAAAGUCCGACGAGAGUCCAUUGAUCUUCAGGACCUAGUCAUUGCACAUAUUGGAGCAAUGGAUACCUUUGCUCGAGGAUUACGUUGUGCUGUUGAACUCAAACAACAAGGAGUAAUGGACAAAUGUGUGGAGCAACGUUAUUCCACUUACGACACUGGUAUUGGAGCUAAAAUUGAACAAGGAGAAUCGUCCUUUGAAGAACUUGAGGAAUAUAUCCAUUCUAAUGGAUUCCCUAAACCUACAUCAGGUCAGCAAGAAAUGUAUGAAGUUAUUCUAAAUAAUGCCAUGCAACAUUGA